This is a messenger RNA of Prunus avium (sweet cherry), 1535 nucleotides long. The record is from RefSeq and is a predicted model, not a curated record. NCBI's taxonomy places the organism in Eukaryota, Viridiplantae, Streptophyta, Magnoliopsida, Rosales, Rosaceae.
UACUCUGUUAUAACCUAUGGCCAUGUUGACGAUGAUGUCCAAACCUGGCUUAGUGCUGCUCUUACCAAUCAAGAAACUUGUCUAGAGAGCCUUGAGAAUGACAAGUCUAAGGUAGACAAGGGCCUCAUGGAGACUUCAGCUAAGAACUUGAGCCAAUUCAUAAGCAACUCCCUAUCGCUUUUCAUGAUGACUAGUAGAGCUAAAAACACAAACCCUAAUGUUGUCGGCGGCCGGAGGCUGUUGUCGGAUGAUUUUCCGACAUGGGUCUCAGGCACGGAGAGGAAGCUUCUAGAAGGUUCUGUGGAUGAAUUGGAAGCACAUGCUGUGGUGGCUUUGGAUGGGAGUGGCACGCACAAAAGUAUUGGUGAGGCACUUGGGCUGGUGGCCUCAUUGGAGGAGAGUGGUACUACGGGAGGCAGAUCUGUAAUUCACGUAAAAGCUGGGACUUAUCAAGAAUACAUAAAUAUACCCACCAAGCAGAAGAACGUUAUGUUAAUUGGUGAUGGAUUGGGGAAGACGAUUAUUGUGGGAAGUAGGAAUUCGGAAGCUGGUUGGACAACUUACCAGUCUGCCACUGUGGCUGCUAUGGGUGAUGGAUUUAUAGCACGCGACAUAACAUUUGUGAAUAGCGCCGGCCCUGCAAAGCAGCAAGCUGUUGCUCUCCGAGUUGGUGCAGACAAGUCAGUGAUUUUCAGAUGCUCCAUAGUUGGCUACCAAGACACCCUCUACACUCACUCCAAGCGCCAGUUCUACAGAGAAACCCAAAUCUAUGGCACUGUCGAUUUCAUAUUCGGAAACUCAGCUGUGGUUUUCCAAAACUGCGACAUAUUUGCAAGAAAGCCUGCAUCAACUGGCCUCAAAAACUUCGUCACAGCACAAGGCAGAAGCAGCCCAGAUCAAAACACAGGAAUUUCAAUCCACAACUGCAAAAUAUCAGCUGCAUCAGAUCUUGCUCCAGUCAAAUCCAACUAUGAGACAUAUCUUGGGAGGCCAUGGAAGCAGUAUUCUAGAACAGUUGUUAUGCAGUCUUAUUUGGAUGAGUCAAUAAAUAGAGCUGGGUGGUCUCCUUGGGCUGGUGGGUCUGCCCUAAAGACUUUGUAUUAUGGUGAGUACUUGAAUUUUGGGCCUGGGGCUUCAACUUCAGGUAGGGUUCAGUGGCCUGGAUACCAUGCUUCAAUUACAUCAACUGCAGCUCAAGGUUUUACUGUUGGUGGUUUCAUUUCUGGGAACCUUUGGUUGCCUUCCACCGGGGUGUCUUUCGAUUCUGGAUUGAUUGGCUGAAGGGUAGCGAUUUUGGCACUCCUCUUUUAGCUUCUGGCACUACCACAAAAAUAAUAAAACACUCAGUUUGGAGUGCCGAAGCUAAAUUAUUAGGAGUGACAAAAUCACUAUUCUUAGGUGAAUUGUGCAUUAAUAUAAGCUCCUAUUUGUAUUUUGUUAGCUGUGGUGUGAAACAAAAGGUUUGGUUACUUAUUGAUUGUAGUAGAAUUGUAUUGUGAUAGGCCUAGGAUUGUGGGGUCUUAGUGAUUUGGGCA